Messenger RNA from Zerene cesonia (dogface butterfly), 844 nucleotides. Its product is annotated as translocon-associated protein subunit gamma. The record is from RefSeq and is a predicted model, not a curated record. NCBI's taxonomy places the organism in Eukaryota, Metazoa, Arthropoda, Insecta, Lepidoptera, Pieridae. Gene Ontology annotation, cellular component: endoplasmic reticulum; membrane. Gene Ontology annotation, biological process: SRP-dependent cotranslational protein targeting to membrane. The transcript is spliced from 4 exons. Bases 140 to 691 code for a protein of 183 amino acids.
GUUUUGACUUUACAUUUGAAAUCAUUGCCUUUUCUCUGUUAUUGAGCGCCGAUUACACGUUUUAAUAUUUCUUCACAAAAUUCAUUCGAUAUUUAAUAUCAUAUUUAUAAAAGAAUAAGAUAAAUAUAAAUAAAACACAAUGUCCGGAAAAGGCAAUAAAGCAUUUACUAAAGAAGAAGAACUGCUGCUACAGGACUUCAGUAGAAACGUAUCUACAAAAUCAUCAGCCUUAUUUUAUGGAAACGCUUUCAUCGUUUCCGCGAUUCCUAUUUGGCUUUUCUGGAGAGUACAUGCCUUGGAAGUGAACACAUCAUUAGCAUGGUUUGUGUUUGUGACUGCCAUAAGUACAUGGCUCCUAGCCCUCGCUUACCGCAACACCAAGUUCCAACUCAAACACCGCGUAGCUGUCCGCAGAGAGGAUGCUGUUGCUCGUGAAAUGUCAAGGAAACUGGCUGAUGACAAAAAAAUGAGCAGAAAAGAGAAAGAUGAAAGAAUUCUAUGGAAGAAGAAUGAGGUAGCUGACUAUGAAGCCACAACUUUCUCAAUCUUCUACAACAAUGCUCUCUUUCUGACCAUUGUGAUCCUGAGCAGUUUCUAUUUACUGCGCUCCUUCACACCAACUGUAAAUUACAUUGUGUCACUCACAGUUGCAUCAGGACUUCUUGCUCUUCUGUCAACGGGAACGAAAUGAAUUUAAUUAGAACAUAGUGCAGUGUGUGUGAAGAGUGAUUAGUAACAAUAUUGUCAUCAAAUCAAAGGUCUAAGUUAUAUGAAGUGCUCUUUUGUUGCUGAAAUUAUUUAAGAAAUUUUUUAUUAAAUAAGAGAAUAAAACACAUUUUAAAUA